This is a messenger RNA of Coniophora puteana RWD-64-598 SS2, 1973 nucleotides long. RefSeq lists its product as uncharacterized. The transcript is spliced from 9 exons. Bases 34 to 1857 code for a protein of 607 amino acids. The record is from RefSeq and is a predicted model, not a curated record. Gene Ontology annotation, cellular component: cytoplasm. Gene Ontology annotation, molecular function: acid-amino acid ligase activity. Lineage: Eukaryota; Fungi; Basidiomycota; Agaricomycetes; Boletales; Coniophoraceae.
AUCCUUCCACCUUUUAAUCCCUAGACCUCUGCGAUGGCCUCCUCUGGCGAACUUGAUUAUGUGCCCCCUGUCCUCAACUACGAGGACUCACCGACACCCAUUACCGAGCUCACCCCUGAGCUCGCGGAAUCUCUCCGCAAGCGGUCACACACUGUGCUCUCGUACCUGGUCGCGACGAACUCCAAGUCGAUAUUCUUCAACGAGUAUGAGCCGCUGGCUGCCUUCCGCGACGCUCUCGAUGGACAGGUGCCCGACGAUGUAGACGAUCUGUUUAGCAAGACCGUCGAGCUCUCCGAAUAUAACGACUACCUUCCGUUCGUCGACCGAUUCUUCCAGAAGGACGUCAAGGUCGCCGACGUCGAGAACCUGAUGGCUCCCGGCCUGCCGUAUUUCAUCGCGCACUCGUCUGGCACCUCGGGCGGCAAGACGAAGCAUUUCCCCAAGUACCAGCACCCGAAGCACAUGUCGACGUCGACAGCGCAGACGAUGGCCGCGUCGAACCCGACCAGCAAGACGGGAGGUAAGAACUGCGUCGUUUACUCGCUUGGGUACAUGGAUGUCGUGAAGCCGCUGGACGAGAACGGGGAGGUUGCGAAGCAUAUCACGGUGUGCUUGAUGUCUUCGGGCACCAUUCGCAUGCACACUGGAAUGGAUCAGCCGAGAGACGCGUUCUACCAGAAGAUGAAAGUGCCCGUCAACACUGCGCCGCUUGGUGCAUCGUUUAUCCCCAACUACAAGUCCUUCAUGUUCAUUCACGGCCUGUUCGCGCUGGCUGAGCGCAACACCGAGCUCAUCAACACGAUGUUCUCGACUCUCUUCCGUGACUUUUAUACCGCUCUCAUUGAGCGCUUCGACGAAGUGGUGGACUGCAUCGAGAAGGGCACACUCCCCGACAUGGAUGGCAUCGCACAUGUCAAGGACAAUCUCAUGCAAUACUGGUCAGCAAACCCUGAGCGCGCGCAAGAGCUGCGCACAAUCGGGAACGACACCACCCAGCCGGGAUGGCUCAAGCGUGUUUUCCCUAAGCUCGCUAUAGUCGUCGCCAUCUCGAGUGGUCCUUUCAGCAGUGUGCUGCCCGAGAUGAAACAUCAUAUGGGUCCCGACGUUCAACUGCGCACGCUUGGUAUCAACUGCAGCGAGGCGUUCCUGGCGCUUGCGUACGACAGCAAGGACCCAAGCUUGUACAAGGUUGUCGGGACGGAUGAGAUCAUCGAGUAUCUCGAUAUUGACCUGCCGGAGAACGCGAAAGGGCUCUUGUCUGCCUGGGAAGUGCAGGUUGGCAAGAAGUAUGAGGUCAUUCUGACUACCCGCGACGGUUUCUGGCGAUACCGCCUCGGCGACGUCGUUGAAGUCGUGGGCUUCGAUCCCCGAGAUGGCCAGCCCAUCAUUCACUACCUCGAGCGUCGCAGCUCAUGUAUCCGUCUCGCUAGUGAGAUCACGACGGAGAGCGAGCUGACUGGCGCUAUCAUGACCGUGUCCAAGGAUCUGGGCACAGUCGCCGAGUUCUGCGUUAUGGGCGACUACCGCGCUACCCGAGCUCGGUAUGGUUAUUGGGUUGAAACACAGAACAACCUCCCGGACGACGCGAGCCACGUACCGGAGAGGGUGCAUGCGGCUCUCAAGGCCGCAAACUCGAACUACGACUAUGAGAACCGGACGGGCAAGCUCGGUGUGCCGACGGUGCACAUUCUCAAGAAGGGCACGUUCGCCGAGUUCCGCGACUGGAAGAUCAGGUCGCUCGGGAUCUCGUCGGGGCAAGUCAAGGUGCCGCUCGUCGUCUGGGAAGAGGCCACGCGCAAGUUCCUCGAAGAGCGAGAAUUACGCGAGGUCGUCGGCCCCGCGUCUGUAGACUCGUGAACGAGGAACGCGAGUGCGAAGGAGUGACGAUGAUUUUGUUAUUUUGGUAUUUAUCUGCGAUCGGUAUGUCAAUAAUUGGUUAUGAGUAUGUAUUGUGCUAUCGUGGAUGUAUUCCU